Molecule: messenger RNA, 3231 nt
Organism: Hibiscus syriacus
Lineage: Eukaryota; Viridiplantae; Streptophyta; Magnoliopsida; Malvales; Malvaceae
Product: receptor protein kinase CLAVATA1-like
Exons: 2
Coding region: 166-3123 (985 amino acids)
Biological process (GO): protein phosphorylation
Molecular function (GO): receptor serine/threonine kinase binding; ATP binding; protein kinase activity
Source: RefSeq, a predicted model, not a curated record
UUUCAGAUUUCGUAUUUGUUCAAUUUCAUAUCCAAAGCUUGAUGCUUUGGGAACUACGAUUCUCUUUCGCAAGCCACUGUAUACAGAACAACUCUACUUGACGUAGCCACUUCAACUGCAUCUGAAUCUUCAACCUUUGUUCUGAACAAUCGAAGAAACCCAGAAAUGAGAAGCUUUUGCAGUUAUCUUCUUUUUGUUUUCUCGAUUCAUGUACUGUUCUCGGUCACCGGCAAUGGCUACACAGAUGUUGAAGUUCUGUUGAAGCUCAAGUCUUCGAUGAUUGGACCCAAAGGUUCGGGACUUGACGACUGGGAAUUCUCUUCGUCUCCCUCAGCGCAUUGUUUUUUCUACGGUGUUGAAUGCGACGAGGAGUUCAGUGUUGUUGCUUUGAAUGUGUCAUUUGCUCCUCUCUUUGGCAUCAUUCCUUCUGAAAUUGGGCUUCUUUACAAGCUCGUCAACCUCACUAUUUCGUCCGAUAGUCUUACCGGGAAGAUUCCGAUGGAGAUGGCGAAUUUAACUUCUCUUAAGACACUCAACAUCUCCAACAAUGUCUUCCAAGGCAGUUUCCCUGGUGAAAUACUUACAGGGAUGACUCAGCUUGAGAUUCUCGACGCUUACAAUAAUAACUUCACCGGUGUUCUUCCCAUGGAGGUCGUCAAUCUCAAGAUUCUCAAGCAUUUAUCUUUCGGCGGCAACUUUUUCAGCGGCGAGAUACCGGAGAAAUACUCCGAGAUUCAGAGCUUGGAGUAUUUGGGUCUUGAUGGCAUCGGUUUAACAGGGAAAAGCCCAGCUUUUUUGUCUCGUUUAACGAAUCUGAAAUACUUGGCAAUUGGAUACUUCAACGCCUAUGAUGGGGGGAUUCCAUCUGAGUUUGGUUCAUUGAGUCAACUCGAGCUUCUCGACAUGGCAAGCUGUAAUCUAACCGGUGAGAUUCCGUCGAGUCUGGGAAAUUUGAAACGCUUACACUCAUUGUUUCUUCAACUCAACCGACUCAAUGGCCGUAUCCCUUCUCAACUAUCUGGUUUAGUCGGCUUGAAAUCGCUUGAUCUUUCCAUGAAUGGACUUACAGGCGAGAUACCAGACACUUUCUCUGAUUUGCAGAACAUUACACUUAUAAAUCUGUUCAAGAACAAUCUCUACGGUUCAAUUCCAUCAUUUGUAGGUGAUUAUCCUCAUCUUGAAGUGUUUCAAGUGUGGGGAAACAACUUCACCUUUGAAUUACCGGAGAAUCUAGGCCGCAAUGGGAAGCUUUAUAAGCUUGACGUUGCUUCGAAUCAUCUAACUGGGUUGAUUCCAAGGGAUUUAUGUAAAGGAGGAAAGUUGGAGACUUUGAUUAUGAUGGAAAAUUUCUUCUUUGGCCCACUACCUGAAGAACUCGGCGCCUGUAAUUCCCUUACAAAGAUUCGUAUUAUGAAAAAUCUUCUCAAUGGAACUAUUCCAGCUGGGAUUUUGAACUUGCCAUCGUUGAGUAUGAUCGAGUUAGGUGACAAUUUUUUCUCCGGUGAGCUUCCGUCGCAUAUGUCCGGUGCUUCACUUGGUCAGUUGAAAGUUUCAAACAAUUGGAUCACUGGUAAAAUUCCUGUGUCGAUCGGCAAUUUGAGUAGUUUGCAGGUUUUGUCUCUUGAAAUGAACAAGUUUUCAGGUGAAAUCCCUGAAGAGAUCUUUAAUACCGAGUUGCUUUCGAAGAUCAACAUCAGUGACAACAAUCUUACUGGUGAAAUCCCAUCAUCGGUCUCUCGAUGUACUUCGCUUACGUCAAUUGAUUUCAGUCGAAACAGUCUCACCGGUGAAAUCCCAAACGGGAUUGAGAAGCUUAAAGAUUUAAGCAUUCUCAAUUUCUCGAGAAACCAGCUGACUGGUGAAAUACCUGGUGAAAUCCGUAACAUGAUAAGCCUUACAACUCUUGAUCUCUCGUACAACGAUUUCGUCGGCAGAAUCCCCGUUGGUGGCCAAUUUUUAGUGUUCAACGAUAGCUCGUUUGCCAGUAACCCCGACCUCUGUCCACCGGGCCACCUUUCUUGUCCGGCAUUGAUAAAUAAAGCUGGAGGUUCAAGUCAUGGUCAUGCAGUUUACUUCACUGCGUCAAAGCUCAUAAUCACAAUCAUCACGUUAGUCACUGGUUUGUUGUUGAUAUUUGUCACGGUUUACAGAAUUAGAACGAAGAGGCUCCAAAAAUCACGAGCGUGGAAGCUCACUGCAUUCCAAAGGCUCGAUUUUGGAGCCGAGGAUGUCCUUGAGUGCCUGAAGAACGAGAAUGUUAUAGGGAAAGGCGGAGCUGGGAUUGUCUACCGUGGUUCCAUGCCUGAUGGUCUCGAUGUGGCGAUUAAAAGAUUGGUGGGUGGUGGAGCUGGAAGAAACGAUCAUGGGUUCUUGGCGGAGAUUCAAACCCUGGGUCGAAUCAGGCACCGAAACAUAGUGAGACUGUUGGGUUAUGUUUCGAACAAAGACACGAAUCUGUUGUUGUAUGAGUACAUGCCUAACGGGAGCUUAGGAGAAAUGUUGCAUGGGGCAAAGGGUGCACAUUUGCAAUGGGAAAGAAGGUAUACGAUUGCCGUGGAAGCCGCCAAGGGACUUUGUUAUCUUCACCAUGACUGCUCGCCAUUGAUUGUACACAGGGAUGUGAAGUCAAACAACAUAUUGCUUGAUGAAGACUACGAGGCUCAUGUUGCCGAUUUUGGGUUGGCUAAGUUCUUGCAAAAUACUGGUGCUUCUGAGUGCAUGUCCUCCAUUGCCGGUUCAUAUGGUUACAUCGCCCCAGAGUACGCCUACACACUGAAGGUCGACGAGAAAAGCGACGUGUACAGUUUUGGUGUCGUGCUGUUGGAGCUGAUUGCAGGGAGAAAACCUGUAGGGGAAUUUGGAGAUGGUGUGGACAUUGUGAGGUGGGUGAGGAAGAUCACAUCAGAACAACCCGAACCAUCGGAUCCUGCUUCGGUGUUGGCGAUUGUUGAUCCCAGGCUAAGUGAAUAUCCACUAGUGGCGGUCACCCAUCUGUUCAAGGUAGCCAUGAUGUGCGUCGAGGACGAGACUUCUACAAGGCCAGCCAUGAGAGAAGUUGUUCAAAUGCUCACCAAUCCGCCACAAUCUGCCCCAAUGUCGAGGCCGAGCCUCCUCACCUUUUGAUGCUCAAUGGCUGAUCAAUCAAGUUCACGGGCCUUGAUUCUAGCCCAUAAUGUUCAUAUUAGAAUUAUCUUCUGCCAUUUAUCAUAUAUACCAAGAAUCUGAACUGGA